AUGUACGCACACCAAGCUGCGGUUUUAUGCGAUCUUACCGUACCGCCACCUGCGAUCGAUGACUCAUUUCCUCAUGUGAAGCUGCUCGAGCAACUCUCCGUAGCGGAUGCACGGCAAGUGGAGCAGUUUUUAGCAAGCCGCGACGAUGCAACGAGCGAUUGCAGCAAACCCCAACCAUCGGACCCUUCAGUGGAUAUACCCGAGUAUCGAUCCGAUUUGCAUGAGGCGUUGGUACUGCUAGCGAGCUUAAAACAAUCGAAGAUUGUGUUGGAUGAUUUGCUAACCUCUUCGCCGGAUACCAUCGAAUGGAACACGGAAGUGGAAAGGACGGAACAAAUAAGUGAGCUGCUGAGCGCCAAGCUUUUCACCCUCGAGGAUCCAAUCAGAACACGAGCGCUCAAGCGUAAGCUUGCUGUGCGUCGGAAGAAACGAAACUGGCAAAAGCGUCGUAAUCUGCGACUGGCCGAGGAUCGCAAGAAGCUGCUGGAGGAUCGUGAGAAGCGCCAGCAGGAGAUCGUAGCAUGGGAAACAGAAUGGCGCAACCGAUUGAAGCAGGAGCAGGCAGCACGGGAAGAGUUGGCGACCAAAUCGGCCAUUCUAGCCGACGUUCGCUGGCGAAAGGCACGUGCCAAGCGGUAUCUGCGACGUUUCGAAAAGACCAUCCAACUGCAUGAUCAGAGAACCGUGACCGUAGAAACAGAAGGUGCCAAUACCGAUGGUGGAAACAUUCCCGAGGAACGAUUUCAACGUAGCAUUGGAUGUUUGAUCGACGAGUGGAAGAAGAAGCUGAACGAGUGCGUCAAGGAGGAGAAGCGACUGAAGGAUGAACUGGCACGGCGUUCCACCGGCAACGAGAGCCGUCGACGAGAAAACCGUUGGCGGAAGGCCUUAUUUGGAGAUGCGUCGGCGUCCUUGAACCGCAUCGAUCGGAAUCCGUUGGAUGAGUUUGUGGCAGUGCGACGCGCCUGGGACGUAUAUGCAUUGCAGCCGGAUAACACUGACCAGUCCCGUCCAGUGUCUCAGGGAAGCGCUGUACCGUUUGGUUGGGUUAAACCGCCAGAUGAUCCAUUGCCCGAAUGGCUAUCCUAUCGUGUUAACCGAGAAACCAAACGAACGAUAAGCACUGCAUUGUAAAACGAUUAAUUUGAUUUCACUUUCGGCGACUACAGAACAUUUAACAUCUUAUUGAUUCAUUAAUAAACCGUACAAUAGUCUAA
Molecule: messenger RNA, 1217 nt
Organism: Anopheles aquasalis
Lineage: Eukaryota; Metazoa; Arthropoda; Insecta; Diptera; Culicidae
Source: RefSeq, a predicted model, not a curated record